Messenger RNA from Solea solea (common sole), 12915 nucleotides. RefSeq names its product intermembrane lipid transfer protein VPS13B-like. The transcript is spliced from 68 exons. NCBI's taxonomy places the organism in Eukaryota, Metazoa, Chordata, Actinopteri, Pleuronectiformes, Soleidae. Bases 180 to 12323 code for a protein of 4047 amino acids. The record is from RefSeq and is a predicted model, not a curated record.
UGUUUCGCUUUGUCCUACGUGGUCGCACGUGUUAGUCAGUGUGUCUGAACGAAUUUAACACGACUUCUACUCGGUUAGCUUAGCCUCGUUGCUCUGCUGCUUUGCUUUGUACACUGUGUUUGCUACAAUGACAGAAAAGUCCUGCUAGCUUCCCCGCCCCUACUCAUCCACAGGGCAAGAUGUUGGAGUCCUAUGUCACGCCGCUCCUCAUGAGCUAUGUGAACAAGUACAUCAAGAACCUGAAGCCAUCAGAUCUGCAGCUGUCUCUCUGGGGAGGAGAUGUGGUGCUCAGCAAGUUGGACCUCAAACUGGAUGUAUUGGAACAGGAGUUGAAGCUACCCUUUACCUUCUUGAGUGGCCAUAUCCAUGAACUGCGCAUCCAUGUACCUUGGACCAAGCUGGGCUCGGAGGCUGUCGUCAUUACUAUCAACACCAUGGAGUGCAUUCUCAAGCUGAGGGAUGGAGCCCAGGAUGACCAUGAGAGUGGCUCUAGCUCCACCAGUCGCAGUGCCUCGGACAGCUCCAAGGCUGUGGCUAAGCCUCGUCGCCUACAGCAGGCAGCCCCCAGCGACCCAGACCUGCCCCCAGGUUACGUGCAGAGUCUCAUCAGACGUGUGGUGAACAACUUGAAUGUUGUGGUGAACAACCUGAUCCUGAAGUACGUGGAAGAUGACAUUGUGCUGUCGGUCAACAUUACAUCUGCAGAGUGCUACACUGUGGACGAUAUGUGGGAGAGGGCCUUCAUGGACAUCGCUGCGCCAGAGCUGGUCCUCAGGAAAGUGAUCAACUUUGCAGACUGUACUGUCUGUUUAGACAAAAGAAAUGCUAGUGGCAAGAUCGAGUUUUACCAGGACCCACUGCUGUACAAAUGCUCCUUCAGGACGCGCCUUCACUUUACCUACGACAACAUUAAUUCCAAGAUCCCAUCUGUUAUCAAAAUCCAGACCAUGGUGGAGAGCCUGAAGUUGUCUCUUACUGAUCAACAGCUGCCAAUGUUUAUCCGCAUUUUACAGCUGAUUAUUGCUCUCUACUAUGGGGAGAUGGGAGGAAACAAAGAGGGUGAAGGAGAAGAGGGCAGUGGUCAAGUCAGAGAGUCUGGAGGAAGUGUACCUGGGAUGGAUGUGGACAUGGAAAGCCAGGAGCCUAAUGUAGACAUACAGCCUGGGAGUCCUGAAGAUAUGGACCAAGGCUGGAUGUCCUGGGCAUGGUCCUUUGUCCCAGCCAUUGUAGGCGAAGAUGACGAAUUUGAGGAAGACCCCUAUCAGCAGAGAGAGAUGGGAAGCAUCUCUAACAGGCCCCAUCAUCAUGCUCAUAAAGAUCCCAUUGUUUCCAUAGGCUUCUACUGCACUAAAGCUUCUAUUACUUUUAAGCUGACAGAAACUCACUCAGAGAGCAGCUACUACAGUCCACAGAAGGUAAAGUCCAGAGAAGUCCUGUGCAUGGAGCAACAGGGAAUCACAAUUGAGGUGCUGAUGAUGGGGGAACCGUUUUUUGAUUGUCAGAUUGGCUUUGUUGGCUGUCGGGCCUUGUGUUCAAAAAGCAUCAUGGGAGUACGAGAUUUUGAAGAAAACAUAAACCGAAGUGAAGAGGAUGCUGUGUUCUUCAGCUGUGGGGACAGUCUCAGUAGUAAAGGAAUGACUUACCUGACCAACUCUCUCUUUGACUACCGCAGCCCAGAGAACAACGGUGUCAGGGCUGAGUUCAUCCUAGAGGCUACCAGUCACAAGGAGACCUACACUGAGAUAGCGGGCAUGCAGCGCUUUGGUGCCUUCUAUAUGGAUUAUCUCUACACAAUGGAGAACAGCAGUGGCAAAGGCUCCCAGGACUUCUCAGUGGUUGGCAUGGAGGAGACAGUGCCAGUUGUCAAAGAAACAUCCAUCAAGAGGCUGGUGGUGGGACCUUUGGAUGUCAGGCUGCACAGCAGCGCUGUCCACCGCAUCCUCAAGAUGGUCACCUGUGCCAUGGACCACGAGUAUGAGCCAUAUUGCAAACCACAGCCAGAAACCAUUGAAGAGAGCCAUCAUUCGACAAAUUCAGAGGACAUAUCAAGCUUAGAGGAAUUCAUCCCAACCCGACUCACUUGUCUCACUCUGCUCCAAGUCUCAGUCACUGUCUUCAUGGCAGAGUUCAACCUCCUUCAAGCACUAAUGCCUGUCAUCAUGGGACACAAGGCUGCACCGGGACCAGUCUGUGCGCCAGUGUUUCAGCCAGUGCGCCCCCUACCUUCAGUGCAGUUCAAGGUGGAGAGAGUUAAUGUCGAACACUCUGUGCCCAUGUAUGCUCCAGAGUUGGUCAGCACCAUCAGUAGCCUCAACCAACCUUCUGACAACCUUCUUCAUCACUGCUAUGCCCACCUCUACCUAAAGGUGUUUGGUUUCCAGGCAGGCUUGACAUGCCAAAACAGUACAGGGGGUAUGCUGCCUCUUAUACCAAUCAUCCCUUCCUUUAGCACUGCUCUGUACGGGAAGCAGAUUCAAAUGCCUGCAUACUGGAGCAAAAGAUCUUCGGUCCCCACCACAGAGUGUAUAUUUGAGCUCCCUCACUUCACUGUCCAGGCCACAAGGGCCCAGACGCUUUUGCUCCAAGUGAUCUGUCAGAGCUGGACCCACAGCACGAUCAGUGGAACCCCACCGACACUCAGCGAAAGCCUUCUCAAUGAGGUGUACAGAGCACCAGGUGUGAAACCUCUGGGCCCGUCACCGACUCUCGAGGGCUCGGUCCAAAACCUGGAGCUGAAGUUCUGCAGCCGUGCAACGGUGAAAUGUGCCUCAGGAACCUUGGGAGCUGUAAAAGUGUGCGCCAGGACCCCAGGUUCAGGUGAAGGAGUGAAGGAGAAGUUGGUUCCUCUGAUUCAGGGGCCUUCUGACACCAAAGAACUCCAUAUGAGCCGCUGGCUCAAUGAGAUCCGCAAGCCUGAGUCUUUGCUAGCCCCAGACCUGCUGGUGUUUUCUGUUCUGGUCCCUCAGCAAGGAGACAGUUGCAGGAACUCAGGUGCAGUACUGCUGGUCAGUAUCCAAGGCAUAGCCAUCAACAUGGAUCCAGUCUUUUGCACAUGGCUGCUGUACCAACCAUACAGAGGAGGCAGUAGGCAAAAGAAUCAUCCAGGUCCAGCUUCAAUGGCCAAGAGGAGAGAGGAUGAGAUGUCAGUAGGGAGCACACCUUUGGCCAAACAGCCCUCCAAUCAAGCCUCAGACUAUGCCAGCAGCCCGGUCAAAAGCAAGACAGUCACAGAAUCCCGUCCACUGUCCAUACCAAUGAAGGUGAUGCCUGACACCACAGCAGGAGAGUCGCAGACAUCUUCAGAGGAGAGAAUGAAGGAGCUCAUUGCGCAUGUCUGGGAUGCUGUUAAACGCCUUACUCUACAGUUGGAGCUGCAGUCAUGCUGCAUGUUCCUGCCUAAUGACAGCCUCCCCUCCCCGAGCACCAUCAUCAGUGGUGACAUCCCCGGCACCGUCCGGAGCUGGUACCACAACCAGGCCUCCAUGCCUGGGACUCUGGUAAUCUGCCUGCCCCAAAUCAGUGUCCUCAGCGCUGGCCAUAAAUACAUGGAACCACUGCAGGAACUUCCUUUUGUGGUCAACAAACCUAUCUUAGAAGAAGGUGAUGCCUUCCCCUGGACAAUCAGCCUGAGUCAGUUCAGUGUGUACACACUACUGGGCCAGCAGCGGAGCCUGAGCCUGCUGGAGCCUAUGGGCUGUACCUCCACUCUGGCCGUCACGUCUCAUAAGCCACAGACAUGCUCUGAAGGAAGGCACUCGUUUGUGGUUUGUCUCCAUGUUGACCUGCAGCCCGUCCACAUCAAGUGCUCCAACCCUCAGGUUCAGCUGUUGUAUGAACUCCUCCUGAGCUGGAGCUCUACGUGGGCUCGUCUCCAGAAGCAUGGCAUCUUACGUCAGACCUCCAACAUUCCAGAACCGCCUGCUGGUGCUGCACCAUCCUCACCAGUUCGCAGCAGUGCUGGCACCGCCCUUCCGGACACUAGCACCUGCAGCCCCUCUGCGGAUUUUGGCUCCCCCACUGAGGGUGACUCAGUGCCCGCUGCUGACAACAGUCCAUUCGCCGACACAGUGACUUUGGAGCAGAAAACCAGCAAUAUUGGUGGUACCAGUGGGAAGGUCAGCCUUUGGAUGCAGUGGAUGUUACCCAAGGUCACGGUCAAACUGUUUGCUCCUGACCCAACUGCCAAAAAGACAGAAAUUUGUGUCAUCAGUGAACUAGAAGACCUGAGUGCCUCUGUAGAUGUCCAAGAUGUGUACACAAAGAUCAAAUGCAAAGUUGGCAGCUUCAACAUCGAUCACUACAUACGCAGUAUGGAGGAUGGUGUUCGGAGCUCAGGCAACUGUGGAGGAGUGGUGCUCUCUUGCACUGACAAGCUGAACAGGCGCACUGUGUUGGUUCGACCCGUCAGCAAGCAAGACUCUUUCAGCCAUUUCUCUGGCUUUUUCCCUUCUACUGCAGCCAAGGUCCUGGAGGGCUCUCACCAGCAGCAUGGCUUCCUGUCAAUCACCUACACCCAGGCUGUCACCAAAAAUGUCCGUCACAAACUCACAACACGGUCUGAGCGACCCACACGUUGUAGUGCUGCGACCACAGAUCCCCUAGCAGAUGGCUCACCUCAGUACCUCAGAGAAAUCCUGCUGACUGCACAACCCUUUGAUGUGGUGCUGUCUUGUCCCUUGUUGGCCACCGUAGCAGGGGUGCUCCAGGCAACUGUACCAAGACGCUACAGGGAGCGCGGGAAGUCAGCAGGCCAGCCAAUGAGAAGCCACACACUGACCUCUCGCUGUUUGCCUCUCAUGUACAUCAACACCAGUGUGAUCCGGGUCUUCUGUCCUGGAGUACAAGACAAGCAGCCAACAUCAGAUCCCCAUGUGAAACAUGAAGACACCUUGGUAUUAAAGAUGGGCUCCCUCAGCAUGGCUCCACAGGCUGAUAACCCCCUGACCCGCACUGUGCUGCGUAAAGACAUCUACCAACGUGCGCUGAACCUCGGCAUCCUGCGAGACCCAGGUUCAGAAGUGGAGGACCGUCAAUACCAGAUUGAUCUCCAGUCUAUUACCAUUGGAACAGCUCAGUGGGAGCAGCUCAAGCCAGAGAAGGAGGGAAUCAAAGGGGGUGUGUCCACAGAGAAUGAGAGGAACUCCCAGAACCCAGCCCUGGAGUGGAACAUGGCCAGCAGUAUUAAGAGGCACCAGGAGCGCCGGGCUAUCCUGACACCAAUCCUGACCGAAUUUUCUGUUCGAGUGACGGCAGCCCCAGCCAUCAUCUUCAGCAAGAACCUCUCUCCCGACAGCGGACAGACAGAGGAGGUGGUGGUGUGUGGUCACUCUCUGGAGGUGAACGUGACCAGCAGCCUAGACUUCUACCUCAGCGUUGGCCAGGUGAAGCUCUUACAGCAGCUUCUGAAAGACAACAUGGUGGGGAUGGAUACAACCGAGAAAAGUGCUGAGGUGCGGCGACAUGAGCAGAAGCAUGGUAGUCGUGACCGAGCAACGGGUGUUGACUCCUCGUCACGUCACAGUGGAACUGGGCAGGACAGCGGCUUUGGCAGCGACAGCGCUCGCAUCCGCAUCGUUCAAAUAGAGCAGCAGAGUGGAGCCAGCCACCACUGCAUUGCUCGGCCCUCCUACAAGUCCACUAUCACCAAGAACCUCAACUUCAUCCCUUUCGACAUUUUUCUCACUGCUAGCAGGCUGUCUGUCAUGACCUAUGCCUGCUCCAGUUCCUCAAAGACCCUUUCAUCAUCUUCUGACAUCUCCUGCACACUGGAGAAGGAGGCUGGGGAUAAGGUGGGAAAAGGUGCCCUCAACCAGCCUGAAACCCUGCCUGAGUCUUCUCCAGCCCCUGCCUCUUCAACCCCAGAAUCUGCUCCAGCUGCACAGGAUUCCCUCGCUGGCCUGACAGCUGAGGACAUCUUUAACAGCAACACAUCCCAGCCAGCUUCCCCGCUACUGAGAGGUAGCCUGCUCUCCCUGAAUGGACUCCCAACCCCCAGUCGCUCCUCAGCUCGCCAAGCACUGGGUGUGACCAUAGUGAGGCAGCCGGGGAGAAGAGGGGCCGGGGACCAGGUGUUGGAACCCCUCCUUUAUCUCCAGGUGAUGCAACCAUCUGCUCUGCUCAGCUGCCACCAUCGCAAGCAGAGGAUGGAGUUGUCUGUAUUUGAUGUGGCCUUAAGGGGAGUAACAUCUGACUACAAGUGUCUAGACCCAGGAAAGACUCUGCCAGAAUCUCUUGACUACAAUGUGCUUUGGCUGCAGACAGUAGCAGGAGAGGUAGACAGUAAAACGGGCAUUCCUCCCCCUCUGCUUUGCCUCCAGAUCAAAGAUUUCCUCAACGGGCCAGCUGAGCUAAACCUAGAACUAUCACGGCCCCUGAAAAUCAGUCCUACCCUGGUGAAGCUGGAGCAGGCCAAAGCCUACCUCAAGAAAGUGGUGCCAAACUAUGUGUGGGAUACCUCCAGUAAAUCAUCGUCUGCUGCUUCCACACCUCACUGUUCCCCGACAAAGACACUGCCCAGACCUUUGCUUAUUCGUUCAGACCCCCACCGUCAGACCUCUGCUCUGAGUAAAACCAGCAACAUCCAGGCACUGGCAAUGUACUUCCAUAAGGUCUCUCUGCACACUGCUCAAAUAGUAGUCGUCAUGGAGACUGAGGCUCAUCCAAUGAUGCCAAGUGUGACAGUGUCAGUGUCAGCCAUGACCGGAAAUCUCAACAUGAAGUCGGGGCCAAAGAUUGAAGAUUCAGUCCAGGCUUCCUCUGUGCAGCUGAAGCUACAGGAUGUGUUGGUGAGAACAGGCCUGAAGGACCGAAGCCAUCUCUUGCUAGGGCCGUUCUCUUGCAGCAGCUCUCUGGAGGCCCGGUGGUGUCGGCACAGCGGCAGCCCUGGACCUGAACCCGGUCCCCCUAAACUGCUGCUGGAUCUGAAUGGAGGCCUGUUGCAGGUCUUUUGGGGCCAAGAGCAUCUGAACUGCCUGAAGCUGGUGGAAGAGCACCUGUGGGCGUACCUUCACCUCCAGAAAGCCAAUUCAGACGACAGCUCGUCCAAGGGCAAACCCUGCCACACACAGCCACCUCCCUCACCUGGCUCUCCCUCUCCUCAGACAGAGCACAGCUCAGAUGACCUGCGCACAGGGCAUUUUCACUACAUCCAGGACUCAGCAGCCCAAAGAUUGCCAGGACCCCAUGAGGUGGUGUUCUACAGCGAAACAGAAGACAGCCCUGGGGUGAUGCUGUGGAGAUACCCUGAACCCCGUGUCCUUACCUACGUCAGGAUCACUCCUGUCCCUUUCAACACCACAGAAGACCCUGAGAUCAGCACAGCUGACCUGGGGGAUGUCCUGCAGGUACCAUGCAGCCUUGAGUAUUGGGAUGAACUCCAGCAAGCCUUUGUUUCAUACCGGGACUUCAGCCUGUCGGAGAGCAGUGCCUGCCAGCUGCAGCUCCCCAGCCUCAGCCUCACUGACCAACAGAAAGAGCUGGUGGCUUCAGACCUUUGGAGGAUUGUACUCAAUAAUAACGGAGAGGGAGGAGAUGAGCAAAGUUUGGACAGUGAGUCUGGGUCCCAGGUUCCCUGCGAUCAGUUGGUAUCUCCAAUUGCACUGGCAGCCUGCACCCGUGUGGACUCCUGCUUUGCACCUUGGUUUGUCUCCUCCAUGGGCGUGUCACUACAACUGGCACAGCUGGAAGUUCACCUCUGCCAUCACCUGGAAAAACUGGGUACAGUUCCGUCACGGCAACUUCGUCCCUUCCUGCCAGACAGGAAGUUACCACAGGAGCAGGAGUUCAUGGUGAUUGGUGCUCGGGAGCCGAGGGUCUUUUUACGGCAGUGGAGCUAUGGACCAUGUCAUUGUCAGGAGGUUAAUUUUUCCACGCAGUUGGACUGCAAGCUGCUAGAAUACCGAAACGUAACACACCUUCAGCUUCUCCAGCCUUGUGUGCUGCAGGGACAGGCUGCUGCUACUUUUUCUCCUGAGAACACCACACUGGACGUGAAUGUGUUUGUGGACCCAGUUUUCCUUAAUAUCAGCCAGUAUGGUAUCCACACUGUGGACACUGCCCUGCACAGCUGGCAACAGAAUGGGAACCCAGAAGCUGAGGAGCUGAUCUACAGCCACUAUGUGAUCUGUAAUGACACCCAUGAAACUCUGCGUUUUGGCCAGGUGGACACAGAUGAGAAUGUGCUGCUGGUCAGCCUCCACAGCCACCAGUACAGCUGGAGAUCUCACAAGUCCCCUCAGCUGCUGCACAUCUGCAUUGAGGGAUGGGGAAACUGGCGCUGGUCAGAGGCCUUCAGUGUGGACAAUGUAGGGACGCUGCUGAGGACCAUUCAGUACAAAGGACGCACUGCCUCACUCAUCAUCAAGGUGGUGCAGGUUAGCGGUGUCCAGAAACAGGUAAUAAUCUGUGGGCGUCAGGUCAUGUGUAGCUACCUGACUCAGGACAUUGAGUUGCGGGUGGUGCAGCACUAUGUGGGUCCUGACAGUCAGACGGUGGUUAAGGAACACUGUGAUUGCUUGGAGGCUGGGGCCAAGAUGCCUUCCUAUGUGCUGGAGGACACCGAGAUGACAGAGCUGUGUGUGAGGGCCCGAGGAGACGAAGACUGGUCCCAGGACGUUCAGUUGGAGAGGAGGAACAGAGGAAGCAACAGCUAUGUUGUACAGGUGCCGUGUUCCAGUGGUUCUUUACUCUUUGUGUGGUGUGCACUCAUCACCAUUGAACCUGAUUCUCACUUGCAGCAGAGAGUAGUGGUUUUCAGUCCUCUGUUUGUCAUGACGAGCCACCUGCCAGACCCAGUAAUCAUCCAUAUAGAGAAGAGGAGUCUAGGACUGAGAGAGAGCCAGCUGAUUCAUGGACAUGGCCACCAGGAGCCCCUGUUAAACACAGAGGCUGACCUCACCCACCAUCUCACCUUCCAGGCCAGUGAUGAUGAAGACGCCUCCCACUGUGCUGUGCCAAUCUCCACCAACCUCAUCAAGCAAAUCGUGAAUAAGAGUGGAAGUGAGGAAAACCUGAAAGACAUCCUGGCUGACUUCUAUGGUCCCAAGACUUCAACUGAGCUUCCAUGGCCUUACAUCACCAAAGAUACCGACAGGUCUUUGCUGGAGCCGUUAGCUCAGUGGGAUAGUCCCAUGCAGGUGAAGUUAUCCUGUUGGAAGUCUGGCCUGAACACUCUGCUCGUGGAACUGCUGCCCUGGGCUCUGCUCGCCAACUACUCCCAAUGGGACCUCUGGCUUUUUGAGGGAGAAACCAUUGUGCUCCAGAUACCAGCUGGCAAAGUCAUCGUACCACCCAACUUCAAGGAGGCUUUCCAGAUUGGCAUCUACUGGCCCCACACUAACACUGUCCACAAGUCCGCAGCACUGAAACUGGUCCAUGAAUUAACUUCUCCUCGAUGGAAAGAGGGCUCAGGCUCUGAGAUGGUCACUUUGGAUGAGGAGGGAAAUGUAGAGGCAGACAUCACUCUGGGAGCCUUCCCUGGAAGGCAGAAGAUGUGUCAGUUUUGCGUGUCAUCUACGGUGAGACAUGGUAUCCAGAUCCUGCAAAUAGAGGACAGGACCAUUCUGGUCAACAACACACCUUACACGAUCCAGUGCCGGCCUCUGCUGACUCACCACGCGCUGGGAAGUGAUGAUCAGGCCUGCAAGAUACCAGAGACAGCCCUGUUCAGCCUGGCUCCCUCUGAAAAUUCGUCCCUGGCCAAGCCCGGCUCAGUGCCGUGCUGGGACCUCCUCCAAACCAGUGUCCUGGGAAAGGUGGUGUACCCUCUACCACUCAGACACAUGCUCUUCAGCUUGUUUCCCAGGCCUGAUGCUGGAGUUGGAUCUGCAGCAUGGAGCCUCCCCACUCCCAUUCGACCAGACUUCCCCAGGCAGAGUUUGUCUGUUCCUGGGGAACUGUGCUCUGAGGUUGGCCUUAGCAGCAGACCUUUAGUUUUGACAUAUCACGAACACCUUGGUGUCACGUACAUCACCCUGAAUGAGGAUCCCUGUCCUCGCUUGCUGAUCCACAACAAAUGCCCUAUCCCACUGCUGUUGAAGGAAACUGUUAAAGAAACUCCAAGGACUGAGGUAUUCUGCCGUCCUCUGCCUGCUAAUUGUUCCCUGCACCACGAGCUCUACCACCACUUGUCCAGUUUCCCAGAAUGCAAUCAAAGAGAGAUGCUUCCCUCACUUCUGCUGAAAACCACCACAAGCCACAACACCACCGACUGGACUGACCCCAUAGAUAUCAACUGCCUCGGCACUCAGGUGGUGUUCCUGCCAGGCUUUGGGUGUCUCUAUGUAGAUGUGGUGCAUGAGAGAGGCACCCUGGUUUUAUAUCUGGCACCAGAGGGCAGUGUGGACACUAUAACCAGCAGCAGGACCCCCAAGUUGUCCUUCACAGUCCUGUUGAGUGAGACCAGUGUGGCAUUGUGUGAUGACAUCACAAGCCCCUCUGGUUCUGUGGAGCUGCUGAGACUCACGUUAACUAAGCUGCUCUUCAGCCUAACUCCUGCACCUGCCUCCCUUCCCCUGGAGCAGGCAGUCGACACUGACAUGGACAUCGCUCCUAUCUCAGCUCUGAUGGCUGAACGCUCUCUUAUUGAGGUCUGCUGCUCCAGUCUGCAAGUGGACAACCAGCUUUAUAACCGAGCAAGUUUCCACUUCCCCGUGCUGCUGUGCCAGGAUCAGAGAGUGGCUGAUCCCGGCGGUCUGUGGAGCAGAGAUGCCAACCCAGCACCUGAAGCCCUGGAGGAGUUCAAACGCUCUUGUUUCUUGCAGAUCAGGAUGACGCUGGCUGGAGACAAACGCACUUUGGAGGAGGUCACCUUCCAGCUCCAGCCUGCCAGAGUCUACCUUGAAGACACCUUUGUUUACUACAUCAGGACCCUGUUCUACACUUACAUCCCUGACAGAGCUAUGGCUCCAGCUAUAGCAGAGAGACGGAGGAGCAAAGAUCCUCUAUCAGCCCCCAUCAUACCUGAGCAGGUGCUUCAGGCGAUGCAGGCGUUGGUCACCCCUGUGCAGCUACAUCGGCUGACCCUCCAGCCGAUCAACCUGCUGGUCAGCAUCCAUGCCUCCCUUAAGCUCUACAUCGCAUCAGAUCACACUCCUCUCUCCUUCUCUCUGUUCGAGAGAGGGCCGCUGUUCACCACAGCCAGGCAGCUGGUCCACGCUCUGGCCAUGCACUACGCUGCUGGAGCCCUUUUCAGAGCUGGUUGGGUGGUGGGUUCACUGGAGAUCCUUGGCAGUCCUGCCAGUCUGGUGCGGAGCAUCGGUAAUGGUGUGUCUGACUUCUUCCGCCUGCCAUAUGAAGGUCUGACCCGAGGACCUGGAGCCUUUGUGAGUGGAGUUUCUAGAGGGACAACCUCUUUUGUCAAACACAUCUCAAAAGGUACACUGACAUCCAUCACCAACUUGGCAACAAGUCUGGCCAGGAACAUGGACCGUCUGUCUCUGGAUGAAGAACAUUACACUCGGCAGGAGGAAUGGAGGCGACAGCUGCCAGAGAGCCUUGGGGACGGACUGAGGCAGGGACUGUCACGACUCGGCAUCAGCUUGUUAGGGGCGAUUGCUGGCAUUGUGGACCAGCCCAUGCAGAACUUCCAGAGGAGCUGGGAGGUGCAGAGUUCAGCUGGUAGCAAAGCCAAAGGAGUCAUCUCUGGAGUGGGGAAAGGCAUUGUGGGAGUUUUCACCAAGCCCAUUGGAGGAGCGGCUGAACUGGUGUCCCAGACUGGAUAUGGGAUCCUUCAUGGAGCAGGACUGUGUACGCUUCCUAAACAACUCUACUUGCCUGCAGAGGGGAAGUCGGCUCAGGCGCCAAACAGCCACCUUAAAUAUGUCUGGAAGAUGCUUCAGUCUCUGGGACGACCGGAGCUCCACAUGGCACUGGAGGUGACCAUCGUGAGUGGCUCUGGUCAGGAGCAUGCUGGCUGUCUGCUGCUCACCUCCGAGGUGCUGUUUGUGGUCAGUCUCAGUGAGGACACGCAGCAGCAGGCUUUCCCCAUCACAGAGGUGGAGUGUCAACAGAUGCCAGGACAUGAAGGUCAGCUCGUCCUCACUCUGCAGCAGCAGACAGUGACCAGUGACACAGAGGGAGACGGCGUUCGUGAGCGUUUGUCGGAGCAGCAGUACCGGCGGCUGGUGGAUUACGUGACCAGGGCCUCCCAGUUCCUUUCCCCCUCCGCCUUGUGUCUCCAGCUGCAGCCACCGGUGACGCUUGCUGAGCCGCCGCCCUCUGUCACCAAGUCUUACCGCUACCUGGUGGAUCCAGCUUUCUCCAAGGUGUUUGUCAGCAAGUUCAACAUGGUAAAGAAUAAAGCCCUGCGCAUUGGAUUCCACUGACACCUGAGAGUUAUUUAAGAUCAGACAUUUGUUUCUACUUAAACUAAGCCUUAAACAAAGUGGGGGGGUGCACUUUUUUUUAUAUAUAUAGAAAAACAAUUUAUGCAAAAUAAAGUUAAAAUAUAUAUAUUUAACUGUAUGUCCACAUUAUUCUUCUAAAUUAAUUGCCUUUUGAAAUAUAUUUUUACUAAUGCAACAGGAAGACUGUAAAUCUGUUUUAAUCACAGCAACUCUUAAGUUAAGACUGUUUAACUUAAAUGAACUCUAUAAAGUCAGAUUUGUGUCAAUGUGAAUGAAACCUCUGCAGUGUUGCAGAUAGAAAAGAACGUUUCAGUCUGUAAAGCUCCUGCUGUUUACCGUCUCCUUCAGCUACUGUUAAGUGCAAUAGUAACAAAGAGAAAAAAAGGUGGUGGACACUAAAGCAACCAGCUGUCAACCAAAAUGUUUUUAUUAAUGAUGUAACAUACUUGUUUAAACAAUGUUCUGUUUAAGUUAACAUUGUUGCCAACAUGUUACUGUUGCACUACUGAGUCCUAUGUAAAAAGUCUAAUGAUGCCUUCGAUGUUUAUAAAUGGAUAUUAAGACAAUAAAA